AUUAGUAACAAGUGAAAAUUCUCUCGGUCUACACAGAAGUGCAUGCAACUAGAAAAGGAUGGCCUUCAAUCUGAUUGGGUAUGGUUACGCUGUCUUGGUAACUUCUGGGGGUAUAAUUGGCUUCGUUAAAGCAGGAAGCAUCGCCUCGCUUGUUGCUGGACUUCUGUUCGGAGUACUGGCGGGGGUUGGCGCCUACCAAAUGUCUCAGAAUUCUGAUAAUUUCUGGGUCUUGCUGGGCACCUCUGGGAUCCUGGCUGCUGUGAUGGGCGUGAGGUUCCUGAACUCAUGGAAGUUUAUGCCAGCAGGACUUGUGGCUGGGGCAAGCGUAUUGGUGUUUGUGAAGAUUUGUGUGUGCUUGCUGUGCAAACCAGGUCAUCCAGAUAGUGGCAAAAGAUCUUGAGCAUUUAACAUACGACUUCAAUGGAUUGUUGAAAAUGAGACUGUGGAAAAAACACCACCACACAUGUGUAACUGAGAUUGAAUUAGUCAUAAAUCAUGUCAACCAUCAA
Messenger RNA from Alosa sapidissima (American shad), 509 nucleotides. RefSeq names its product transmembrane protein 14C-like. The record is from RefSeq and is a predicted model, not a curated record. Bases 59 to 400 code for a protein of 113 amino acids. The transcript is spliced from 5 exons. Gene Ontology annotation, biological process: regulation of heme biosynthetic process. Lineage: Eukaryota; Metazoa; Chordata; Actinopteri; Clupeiformes; Clupeidae. Gene Ontology annotation, cellular component: mitochondrial membrane.